UACUUCUGCUUUAACAAUUUGUUGCUACGAGGUCCUUAAGCUCACUACCAAGUCCAACAUCGUGCUAGUUUCCAGUUUGGAGGGAAGCCAAGUGCGUUUGUAAGCAAUCGACCAUCGCGCAAUAUGCGCGUUGGACAUAUGAGCACAGGCGAGCGCCUUGCAUCUCAUCGCGCAAGUUCCGUCACACCUUGGCGACGGUUGCGGACGCCCUCCCGACUCUGCGUCGUAUCGGCGCUUCCAUCGCUUCCGCCGGAGGCCUCUCUCCCUGACAAAAUUGCGUCGGCACGCCAAGCCUGUGAAGCCAAGCACCCCCCUCGUAAUUUUUCAGUUGCCGGGGUUACCUUCGAGGGUAGACAGAAACUGAUAAAGGACUUACAGCCGGAGCAAAUUGUGUUACUGGAGCGGGAGCCCUGGAACCAGUAUGACCCAGAUGCGGUGCGGGUAAUGGACCUGAUGGCGCGAACCCUGGGUUACAUCCCACGGUAUAACGACCAGAACAAGUUGUUCACCCAGGAAAGCGCCUUUGGGCUCGUGAACUGGACAGGCACUGCCCCAACGGGUGGAUCGUACGGCGCUCGCCUGUACGCCCGGCCGAGCCUUCCUAACUUGGUCCUGGACCCUCUGCUGCUGUCGCCUGACGAGGCCGCCCGCCUCGCCGACCUACCCACCCUC
Astrephomene gubernaculifera is the source of this 672-nucleotide messenger RNA. The record is from the annotation of a GenBank genome assembly. NCBI's taxonomy places the organism in Eukaryota, Viridiplantae, Chlorophyta, Chlorophyceae, Chlamydomonadales, Astrephomenaceae.